This is a messenger RNA of Acanthosepion pharaonis, 825 nucleotides long. The record is from the annotation of a GenBank genome assembly. NCBI's taxonomy places the organism in Eukaryota, Metazoa, Mollusca, Cephalopoda, Sepiida, Sepiidae.
AUGGUCUUUCUCCUUCUUUUUCUUUCUUUUCCUUCAGACACCUCUAACACUUUUUCUCAUUCUUUUUCUUUCUUUUCCUUCAGACACUGUCUAACACGUUCUGGUCUUUCUCUUUCUUUUUCUUUCUUUUACUUCAGACACCCUCUAACUUCUUCUAGUCUUUCUCUUUCUUUUUCUUUCUUUUCCUUCAGACACCCUCUAACGCGUUCUAGUCUUUCUCUUUCUUUUUCUUUCUCUAACGCUCUUUCUCUUUCUUUUUCUUUCUUUUCCUUCAGACACCAUAUAACACGUUCUAGUCUUUCUCUUCCUUUUUCUUCUUUUCCUUCAGACACCUCUAACGCGUUCUAUCUUUCUCUUUCUUUUACUUUCUUUUCCUUCAGACACCGUCUAACACGUUCUCGUCUUUCUCUUUCUUUUUCUUUUUUCCUUCAGACACCUCUAACGCCUUUUAGUCUUUCUCUUUCUUUUUCUUUCUUUUCCUUCAGACACCCUCUAACACGUUCUAGUCUUUCUCUUUUUUUUCUUUCUUUUUCUUUCAGACACCCUCUAACGGGUUCUAAUGUUUUCUCUCUUUUUUCUUCUCUCCUUUCCUUCAGACAAGCUCUAACACGUUUUAGUCUUUCUCUCUCGUUUUCUUUUUUCUUUUCCUCCAGACACCCUUUAACCUGUUCUAGUCUUUUUCUCUCAUUCUUCUUUUUCUUUAGACACCUUUUAACACGUCCUAGUGUUUCUCUCUCUUUUUUCUUCUUAUUUUCCUUCAGACACCUUAUAACAUGUUCUCGUCUUUUUCUUUUUCUUUCUUCUUUUCCUUCAAACACCCUCUAA